Molecule: messenger RNA, 2441 nt
Organism: Linum tenue
Lineage: Eukaryota; Viridiplantae; Streptophyta; Magnoliopsida; Malpighiales; Linaceae
Source: the annotation of a GenBank genome assembly
CUGUUCUUCAUUUCCCCUGCCUCUCCCUUCUUAUUAAAUUUAGAGGGAGAAGGCUUCCCCUCAGAAUCUCCCUCUCUCCUUUUAUGUAUCAGUAGUUUUCUCUUCUCCUUCUUCUCUUGCACAUCGGGUUCGGCCACUAACAACGCAAGGCUUUGAAGGGGGGAAAUUCAGACCCAAAUCCUCAUUUCCUUUCUGGGUUUCCCGAUUCCAUCCUAUGCUGGAAUUCCCCCCUUCCCUACCCUCCCUCAGGUGUGCUUCUUGGGCGUUGGAGUUCAAACCUUACAGCUGCUCUGCUUCCUGUACAUGAAGCCAUUGAAGAUAUAGCUUGAAACUUUUUUUUUUCUCUCGGAAUUUCCCGCAGUUAAAGGUUCCAAUUUGCGUGGUGACUUUUAGCUGCGGGUUUUAACGAAAAACAGAGGAGGAGAAGAAGGAAACAAAAACCAAUAAUGGGGGGCUGUGUUUCUUCAUCCGCUAAUAGAAGAGUGAGGCCAGAAGGAGAGAAGAGGCGGAGGAGAUUCUCGAGGCGUUCGGCCAAGAUCUCGAGCGCCAUCCCGGAUGUGCCUGCUCCGAUCAAGAGGCUGAGCAAUGCAGGAAUCGGCGAUUUCUCUUCGAUGAGUGAGUUCGUCCAACUCAAUUUCGAGAACGGCUCAGCCACUACUUGCAGGAGGUCUGAAGUCUCCAAUAAGAGUUUCCACGUCACCCAGCUCCAAUGGAACCAAUGCCACAUCGAUCAAAAUGGAAUUAGUCAGGAGGAAGUUUGGUUCGAUUCGGUCAGCUUCAUUGAAUCCGAUUCAGAUGACGACUACAUUAGCAUGCAUGAGGGUUUCCCGGGUUUUAGCAAUGCAAUGAGCCACAUGCCAAAUGCUCAGCUUCUCCAAGCAGCUUCAGGACUCAUGGACAACAAGUGCAAGUACGAAGGGUUCUACGAGAGCUACAUGAAGAUCGACGGGGAAGGCGAUGAGUUCGGGGAGAAGAGGAAAUCUACCGUCAUUAGGGUCGCCAUGAAGAGGACAUCCGUCGAUGGGGAGGCUGUUGCAAAAGGCUCAUCCACAGAGAAGAAGUGCUACAGACCACGAGCAGGAAAUUUGAUUGCGAGAGAAGAGAAGCCGAUCGCUGGUACAUGGUCCGAGGUCUCCCCUUCUGUGUUCAAGCUCCGCGGCGACAACUACUUCAGCAACAAGCAGAAGCAACCUGCUCCAGAGAUAAGCCCAUAUGUGCCAAUAGGGGUGGACUUAUUCAUGACUCCAAGAAAGGUGAGCCACAUUGCUCAACACCUGGACCUUCCACAGGUUCAGCCUCAUGACCAAGUUCCAUCCCUCCUCAUCGUCAACAUUCAGAUUCCGACAUAUCCUGUGGCAAUGUUCCAUGGCGACUGCGACGGGGAGGGCAUGAGCCUUGUCCUCUACUUCAAACUCUCUGAUAACUAUGACACAGAAGUCUCUCCACAUUUCAAGGAGACACUCAAGAAAUUUGUGGAGGAUGAAAUGGAGAAGGUGAAGGGGUUUGCCAAAGAAUCCACAGUUCCAUUCAGGGAAAGGCUGAAGCUCUUGGUAGGACUUGUAAAUCCUGAUGAUCUCAACUUGAGCUCCACUGAGAAGAAGCUCAUCCAUGCUUACAAUGAGAAGCCAGUUCUUUCUCGCCCGCAACACCAAUUCUUCAGCGGCCCCAACUACUUGGAAAUUGACCUGGAUAUUCAUCGAUUCAGCUACAUUUCGAGGAAAGGCUUAGAAUCAUUUAGGGACAGGCUGAAGCUUGGGAUUGCCAAUGUUGGCUUGACCAUCCAGGCACAAAAGCCAGAAGAACUGCCAGAGCAAGUACUCUGUUGUUUGAGGUUGAACAAGAUUGAUUUCGUUAACCGCGGCCAGAUUCCCACAUUGAUCACCAAGGAAGAUUGAGCUUGUGAGAAUAUGAACACAACCAGCUAGCAAGUCAGCUCGCUGCCUUAUGAAUAUUUACUGCUAGAAACUAUAAAGAGUGAAGGAGAGGAGAAGGUGUGUUUACCUUUUUUGCAGAAGCUGCGAUACAAAGUACAUAAAGGAAAGGAAAGAAAUUUGCAAUUCAAGGGAGCAAUCUUUUUUUAUACUUUUUUCUAUCAAAGUGAAUUCAUUUCUUCUCUGAUCUUUAUCUUAACCGCCCAACCAACUAUGUAAUCAUCUUCUGUUCCAUUCCAUGUUCUUUCCACCUUACAAACUACAGUUCCUUUGCAUUGCCCUUACUUUCCUACUUUAAGCUUUAACAUUUGUAAAUCUGAUGAUCAGCUGCUGCUAGAGAAUCGCUGUAGUGGGCGAUCGGCAGUGCUGAACGAAUUUCUGAGAGAGGGAGAGAAUAGAUGACACUUUACUGUUUGUAUCGAGUAGAGGAAAAACUAUAAAAAAAAUUGUCUAUGUUUUUCAUCAAUCAUUGUUGAUCUAGUGUUCGCCUCGCUUUCAUGGCUAAUGAAC